Molecule: messenger RNA, 4735 nt
Organism: Coturnix japonica (Japanese quail)
Lineage: Eukaryota; Metazoa; Chordata; Aves; Galliformes; Phasianidae
Gene: USP4
Product: ubiquitin specific peptidase 4
Biological process (GO): protein deubiquitination
Cellular component (GO): nucleus
Molecular function (GO): cysteine-type deubiquitinase activity
Source: RefSeq, a predicted model, not a curated record
CGAGGCCGAUUUCCGGUAGCGGGGAGGUGAGCGCCGCAAGAUGGCGGCGGCCCAGGGAGGCGGUGGGACGGUGCGGCCCGAGCUGGGCCCGGAGCCGGCGGACUCGGCGACCGUGGAACCGGCGGCGGUGGAAGCGGCGGCUCCGAGCCCAGAGGAGCAGCGGGCCGAGCUGAGGCCGCUGAUGGCCGCGUCCAUGAGGCUGGGGGAGUCCUGGUACGUGCUGACCAGCCGCUGGUUCGGGCUCUGGAAGCGCUACGUGGGGUACGACAGGUGGGACGUGGCCGGAGUGGGAGACCCCAACCUCUUCCCUGGGCCCAUCGACAACUCGUGUCUGCUCGGAGAUGGGGAGACUCAGAGCUUAAAGGAGCAUCUCAUCGCACAGCUGGACUACGUGCUGGUGCCCAGCAGCGCCUGGCAGAAGUUGGUUUCGUGGUAUGGCUGCAUCGAGGGCCAGCAGCCCAUCGUGAGGAAAGUGAUGGAAUUUGGUCUAUAUGCGAAGCACUGUGAAGUUGAAGUUUAUCCUCUUGAGCUGAAGCUGUGUGAGAGCAGCAGUCCUUCCAACGUGAUCAGCUGCUGCUUCAGCAGAAGAGACAGUGUUGCCACUCUCGUGAAAGAGGUACGGAAACUCUUUAAAAUCCCGGCUGAGAAGGAUGUGAGGUUAUGGAGCAGCCAUUUUGAUGGCUCUUACGAGCAGCUCAGCGAGCUGGGUGUCACUCUGGAAGAUGCAAACAUCUAUCAUGGGGAGCUUGUCCUAAUAGAAGUGAGAAAUGGAGAUGGCACGUGGCCUCAGCAUCCUUUCCUUGCAAAGUCAAGCACUGCAACUGGCAGAAACUUUACUACCUCUACGAAACCUUCAGCAAGUUCUUAUUCCACAGCAUCUGCCACAUCUGUCAUUACUAACGGCGAUAGCAGCAACUCCUAUGGACUGAGCAGCUCCAGCCUGGGCAGGGGAGGUUCUGGGUUUGCCUGCAACUCUUACAGCAGCAACAGGGACUCUGCUUCCCUGUCCCAACCUGGCCUAUGUGGACUCAGUAACCUUGGGAAUACCUGCUUCAUGAAUUCUGCAUUACAGUGUCUGAGUAAUACCCCUCCUCUGACCGACUAUUUCCUGGAAGAUAAAUAUGAAGCUGAAAUAAAUCACAGCAACCCCUUGGGGAUGAGAGGAGAAAUUGCAGAAGCCUAUGCAGAACUCAUUAAACAGAUUUGGUCUGGGAGACAGUCUCAUGUGGCCCCACGCAUGUUUAAAACACAGGUUGGCCGGUUUGCUCCUCAGUUUUCAGGAUACCAACAGCAAGAUUCCCAGGAGCUCUUGGCUUUUCUUCUAGAUGGCUUGCAUGAGGAUUUGAAUAGAGUGAAGAAGAAACCUUACUUGGAGCUGAAGGAUGCCAAUGGCAGGCCUGAUUCGGUUGUAGCAAAAGAAGCCUGGGAGAACCACAGACUGAGGAAUGAUUCUAUCAUUGUGGAUAUUUUUCAUGGUCUUUUCAAGUCUACCCUUGUUUGUCCCAAAUGCUCUAAGGUUUCUGUGACCUUUGAUCCCUUCUGUUACUUAACUCUUCCACUGCCUUUGAAGAGAGAUCGUCUGCUGGAGGUUACCCUGGUAUAUGCAGACCCACAGCGCAGACCUGUCCAGUACCGGGUUGUGGUGCCAAUGAUGGGGGCCAUCUCAGAUCUCUGCGAUUCACUCUCCAAACUUUCUGGGGUUCCUGCAGAAAAAAUGGUGGUGACAGAUGUGUACAACCAUCGGUUCCACAAAAUCUUCCAGGCGGAUGAAGGUUUAAAUCAUAUCAUGCCAAAAGAUGACAUCUUUGUAUAUGAAGUCUGCAAGCCAAGUGAAGAUGGCUCAGAGUACAUUACUUUGUCUGUUUACUUUCGGGAAAAGGCAGCGAGGCAAUCCAGCAGCACUUCAGGGACUGUGCUCUUUGGUCAACCACUGCUGGUAUCUGUGCCAAAACACAAGCUCACUGUGGAUCACUUGUACGGUGUCGUUUUGGAGCGGAUCAGUCGCUAUGUGAAACUCCCUGUGGCAGAAGUAUACUCCGCACCUUGUCCAGACAGAGGAGCAUGCAAUGGCUCCAGCAGUGUGGCUGAAGGUGACAUUGAAGAGAUGGAGCAUCAGGAUGAUGGCCAGGAAGGCAGGGAGAAGCUGGCAGAAGUUGAUUCCUGCCCCUCUGAGGGCUGCAUGCAGGUUGAGCCAACGAGAGGCCUGCAGCCUUGUAAGAAGCAGUAUUUCACUUUCAGCCUUGUGAAUUUAUACGGGACCUCUGAGAUAAACUCUAUUGUAGAAGGAAAACUCUUGAAAUUGAAUGCUUUUUCUACGCUUGCUAUUGACUGGGAUUCUGAAACACGGAGGCUGCUCUUUGAUGAACAGGAGGCACAGGCAUUUGAAAAGCAUGCAAGUGUGUUACAACCACAGAAGAUGAAGGCAGUGGUAGCCCUUAAAGACUGCAUAGAGCUCUUUACUACAAUGGAAACUCUGGGUGAACACGACCCUUGGUAUUGCCCUAACUGUAAGAAGCAUCAGCAGGCCACAAAGAAGUUUGACUUGUGGUCACUGCCCAAGAUUUUGGUAGUGCAUCUAAAACGCUUCUCAUACAGCAGAUACUGGAGGGAUAAACUUGACACUGUUGUUGAAUUCCCUAUCAGGGGUUUAAACAUGUCUGAGUUUGUCUGUGACCCAAGAGGAAGCUCAUAUGUCUACGACCUCAUUGCAGUUUCCAAUCACUAUGGAGCCAUGGGAGUAGGCCACUACACUGCCUAUGCAAAGAACAAGGUGAAUGGCAAGUGGUACUACUUUGAUGACAGCAGCGUGUCGUUGGCUUCAGAAGACCAAAUAGUGACAAAAGCUGCCUAUGUGCUGUUUUAUCAGCGCCGAAACGAGGAACAUGUUGCCCCAUCUCCUCCCCAAGAAGAGUGUGACGGCAUGGAUACCAACUAAAGCACCGCCUCCAGCACUCGGCCGCCGUGUUAGAGGUCCCUCCUAAAGCCAUCUCUGAGGCAUCUGAAGUUUUUUCUUUCUUCUGUAGGAGUUGAGCAGAAUAUCUAGCACUGAAAGAUUCGGUGCUUGGGGUUACAGAGCAGCACCGGAGAGCCAGGAAUAGGUGCUGACUCUCGGAUAUUUAGAGGCCAAAAAUAAUAUAUAUUGGAGCUUUGAUAAAGUUCUUUCUAAAGUCUGUCUGAGCUGUGUGGCUUGAGGCAGGGGUCAGGGCUGAGCUGGGGCUGUGGGAUGUGGGCUGAGGUCUGUAGCUGGGGUUGGGGUAGUACAGCCUGAAUCGGAGGUUACAGCUGAGUGUGGUGGGGCCCAUGGAGGAGUGCGGUGGGUAGGAUUCUGUGCAUUGGUCCAGGGGCUUCCUGUCAGCCCUGUGGUGCUGCUGAUGGGCCCUGCGUGUAUCAGUGAGGCUCGUGCACCCUUUCUGGAGUCUCUCAGUUCAGAUCUUUGUACAUCUGUUGUGCCACCUCUGCCAUUUUACUUUGGUUUCCUUGCUAAGCACCAAAGUUUCUCUUACUUGCACUGUUUCAUCUGGUGGUGCACUUGAGACUCUUGUGGGCAGUUUAUACUCGGCCUCUGUUAGCAUUAGGUCAAAGGGGAAUUGCUUUGAACUAAUAGAGGGGAGACUUAGGUUAGAUAUGAGAAAUUCUUUGCUCAGAGGGCAGUGAAGAGCUGGCACUGCUGCCCAGGGCUGUGUGUGCCCAUCCCUGGAGGGUCCAUGGGCAGCCCGAGCCUACAGGAGUUGGAACUAGAUGAUCAUUAAGGUUCCCUCUAACCCAAGCUAUUCCAUGAUUGUAGACGUGAAUAUCAAAUCUGUAAGGCUGACAAUUUUGUGUCCAGUGUGUCCCUUUGACAUAGUUGCUUAGUUUUGCUCCAUCCUUCCAACACAACUGGCAGAUGCUCUUCCUCUCUUCCACCUUUACCUGACUGGCUCUGUUUCUCUCAGGACUUGAGUUCAGCUUUCCUCUCAUAUAAGGAUUCCUGUGAGCAGUAGAUGAGGUCAGUCCUCAGUGGAGAACUGUUUUUUUUUUCCCCCAUUAAAAAAGUUAGAAAAGCUUAGUUAUCAUCCUCCAAGGCCCCCCAUGACUUACUGGCAGGGUAUGAGAGGCUUUGAGUAGGAGGAAGGGCUGUCCGUAGCUGAUCCAUAAGUAUUAUUAUCCCCAUUAUUAUCCCCUUCUGCAGAGUUUUGCCUUUAAAGCAUUGACAUUUGAAUUUAGAGAUCAGAAUUGUUAGUUGCUUCCGCUAUUCUGGUUUGUGGGUUGUUUCUGUUUUAUACAACUCUUAAUAUUUAAUUUCUGUUCCAAGGGGAACAUCCCAAAAGCAAUUUUGAACUGUAGCACUGCACUGAAUUACUCUGAUCAGCAUUUCUCUUAGAUUACCCUGAAAGAAAAUCACAUGGGCAUUCCAAAAUGGGGAGGUGGGAGAGGCAAGGGGGGAGUAAAACAGCUUUGUAAAGGCAACUUCCAUCUGAAGUAGCCUUUGUUCUCCUCUUUACCUCCUUUGCUGCACUGACACUGAGAAGUGCAUCAGUGGGGCUCAGUCUCUGAUGCUCAGAUGCUGAGCAGACACUGUUGUACUGCAGGAAAGUGGCCCAGCUCUUAUUUUCUCUGUCUCGGAGCUGAUGGCUGAGCAGCUGAUGGAGCUGGCGUGUGUCUGCUUUAACACCAGAGCUGGUUUUUGGACUAGCACUUUGUAAGUGGCUGGAUCUGUGGUAUGAAGAGGCAAAUUAAAGAGCGGUUUGCACUGAAA